AUGGUGGAUUAAGGAGUCUUUCGCUCAGAAGCGGGAGCAGAGUGUGGUGGUGGUGGUGACGACGCGGUUUCCACCACAACGCCAAGGAAAAGAAAGAGAGGAAUCAAGGCGACAGAGCACCAGACUCAGCCUACUUGGUUUUCCAAGCCGAAGCUGAAGAAUUCUUUCCAAAAACAUCCACGCGCCUCUGCAGACAUGGAGGCGGCGAGUUUGGCACACGGGGUCGCGAGCCCGGUAAGCCAGCGCGAGGGCAUGACCAAGAACGUGAGCCUGGAGUCGCUCCAGCUGUGCGAGAGAGACGGUAAGGCUGAGGAUCCCGGAGUGGUAGGAAUGGAAUUACCUGUUGCUCGCAACAUCAAGAUCAGUAACAUCACAUGUGACUCCUUUAAGAUCUGCUGGGAAAUGGACCCUCAUACCACAGAGAAGAUCACACAUUACUUCAUUGAUCUUAACAAGAAGGAGAACAAGAACUCCAACAAAUUCAAACACAAGGAUGUGCCUACUAAGCUUGUUGCUAAGGCAGUCACGUUGCCCAUGACAGUGCGAGGCCAUUGGUUCCUGAGUCCACGGACAGAAUACACAGUUGCCGUGCAAAUAGCAUCCAAACAGACGGAUGGAGACUACGCUGUAUCAGAAUGGAGUGACAUUGUUGAAUUUUGUACAGCAGAUUAUUCCUCAGUGCAUUUGACGCAGCUGUUGCAGAAGGCUGAAGUCAUUGCUGGCAGGAUGCUCAAGUUCUCCGUCUUUUACCGAAAUCAGCAUGAGGAAUACUUCCAACACUGCAGAGAUGUUCUUGGCAGUCGAAUGAUGCCCUCGGUAAAGGAUAACAGCGGUAGUCAUGGUUCACCUCUCAGCGGUAAACUGGAGGGGAUCUUCCUCAGCUGCAACACUGAGUUUAACACAGGUCAGCCACCACAGGAUUCCCCAUACGGCCGCUUCCGCUUCCAGAUACCCGCCGAGGUUCUGUUCACCCCUGACACGCGCCUCUACUUUGGGGACUUCUACUGCAUGUACACUGCCUAUCAUUAUGUUAUCCUCGUCCUGGCUCCCCGGGGCUCGCGUGGAGACCUUUACUGCAGAGAUCGCCUGCCAGAGCUGGAUGUGACGAACAACCGCUUUCUCACACGUGUGUGCGGGGAGGAUGGGCGGGUGGUGUUUCAGCAUGCGCAGGAUGUGAUUCUGGAGCUGAUUUAUACUGAGCCGGUGCAGCUGGCACAGGGGACUGUCUCUCAGAUCAGCGGCCACCAGUUGAUGAGCUUCUCAACUGUCAAUGCUAAGAAAGACCCCAGCUGCAAGACCUGCAACAUCAGCGUUGGGCGCUAACUUGGGGCGAACAUUCACACACAGGCCCAAUUGUACAUAUAACAAGAAGACCUCCUGAACAAACAACCUUAAAAUGCUACGUUACAGAACCAGAUACAAAUUAACCCCAAGAUAAUAGAAUCCUCCAGAUAUGCGCAUGUGGCACUCAGACCCUUUUAGGGGCCACCCAACCCCCCAGCUAAUGCUAGAAAAUUAUAUCUUUGCUCAAUGAACUAAGAAGUGUUAAAAAAAAAGUGCAACAGAAAAAAUAGAA
This is a messenger RNA of Sinocyclocheilus rhinocerous, 1576 nucleotides long. Its product is annotated as phytanoyl-CoA hydroxylase-interacting protein-like. The transcript is spliced from 6 exons. The record is from RefSeq and is a predicted model, not a curated record. Lineage: Eukaryota; Metazoa; Chordata; Actinopteri; Cypriniformes; Cyprinidae. Gene Ontology annotation, cellular component: cytoplasm. The coding region runs from base 196 to 1323 and encodes 375 amino acids. Gene Ontology annotation, molecular function: protein binding.